This is a messenger RNA of Purpureocillium takamizusanense, 2220 nucleotides long. It is a transcript of the gene STP22, whose product is annotated as suppressor protein stp22 of temperature-sensitive alpha-factor receptor and arginine permease. The coding region runs from base 1 to 1557 and encodes 518 amino acids. Gene Ontology annotation, cellular component: ESCRT I complex. Gene Ontology annotation, biological process: protein transport; endosome to lysosome transport; protein modification process. The transcript has 4 exons. NCBI's taxonomy places the organism in Eukaryota, Fungi, Ascomycota, Sordariomycetes, Hypocreales, Ophiocordycipitaceae. The record is from RefSeq and is a predicted model, not a curated record. Gene Ontology annotation, molecular function: ubiquitin binding.
AUGCCCGUCCAGCAACACGUCCUGAACUGGCUCUACAGCGUUCUCACCAGUGAAUACCACGAUGUCAACCGAACAUAUAGCGACGUCGCGCGCGUCUUGAACCGCUUCAGCACCCUGUCGCCGCGAACCGAUGUACACACCUUCCCCAACGGCGCCAGCGCUUUGCUGCUGCACAUCUCAGGCACGAUACCCGUCAUCUUCCGCGCAAACACGUACCGCUUCCCUCUCUCGAUAUGGGUCCCCCACGCCUAUCCUCGCGAGCCUCCCCUCGUCUACGUCACGCCGACCGAGACCAUGAUGGUCCGCCCUGGCCAGCACGUCGACCCCCAGGGCCAGGUCUAUCACCCCUACCUGGUGCGGUGGACCGACUUUUGGGAUAAAUCGACCAUCGAGGACUUCCUCAUUGUGCUGUCCGACGUCUUCGCCAAGGAGCCACCGGUCAUCUCCCGGCAGGCGCAGCGCCCGACGACCGGCGCUCGACCGACGCCGACGCCGCCCCCUGUGCCUCCGUUGCCGCCCGAAAUGGCGCCGCCGACACCUCAGACGCAGCCUCGACCGAACUCCUCCGACUCCCAUCCGCCUCGACCGCCCCCCAAGCCUCAUCAAGAGCCGCUUUCGCCUCAUUCCCCGUCGUACCGCAGUCCACCAGUUGCCGCUGCGAAUUCCUCCCCAGUAUCAUCACGAUAUGACUCUGUCCCCCCCCUUCCUCCGCAAGCACAGACUGCUGGUCCUGCAGGCUACCGUCCUCAACCACCACCGCCGUCACUCGAGCAGCACACGCAACAACCCCAACCUCGGCACGUUGCUGGACCGGCAAUGACUUCCGGUCCGAACCCUCACUCCAUGCCAGAUAAUCGGACACAAGUGCCUCCGUACGCGCAACAAAACCCUCCAGCAUAUUUACCGCAAGGGCACUGGCAAGCGGCCCCGGCAGCAUGGAAUGGAACCGCGGUUCCCCAGCAGCCACCCCAGGCCGCCCCUCCGCUGCCCAACAUUCUCGACGAGCCUUUGACACUCGAAGUGCCCCCCAAGUCGGCUGUCGCGGCGCCCCCCAUACCGCCGAACCCGGAAAAGGACGCGCUGCUAAGGCAGCUGGCCCAAACGCUGGCCUCUAUCCGGCAGCGCAGCCGGCAGCAGAACGACUCAAGUUUGGCCGGGCUCAGAGCGCAGCGGAUGGCGAUGCAGGGAGCUGUGCCGGCUCUUCAGUCGGAAAUGAGCCAGCUCACCCAGCUGUCCAAUGUGUUGACAUCAAACACUAAUAUUCUGCACGAGGCCUUGCGCAAGGCGGAUGGCGUCAUUGAAAGCUCCAAGAAUCAUCCGGCGCCGGACAUUGACGAGCUUCUGGUGGCUCCCACGGUAGUAUCGAAUCAGCUCUACACCCUGGUAGCGGAGGAGCGGGCGCUCGGGGACGCCAUCUUCAUGCUGGGGCGUGCCGUGGAGCGUGGGCGCGUUUCUCCCGUCGUGUUUGCCAAGAUGACAAGGUCUCUCGCGCGGGAGUGGUACCUGAAGAAGGCGCUUGUGCGGAAGAUUGGGCAGGGCAUGGGCAUGGCAUCGUAAGGGAUGCGAGUCAGUUGGCCUCGGCCAGGACGCCGGCUUGCACAGUGAACCAAGAUCGGCAGAGGAAAUGGAGCGGGCGGCAGGUUCGAGACCGUCGCCUGCAGAGUGUCAUAUGCAUGGUGUGCCGGCAACGACGAGCCGUCUCCGCCUUACGCCACCAGUGCAGUAUCGAGUCUAGUAUCACGUCAUGGAACAGCGCCGGAGUUAGGUGUCAUGGCGAUCACAAUCGGAAAGACGGACUGAAUGGCGGGCCUGUCUCUUUGUCCUUGCACCUUGCGCAUGCUCUGCUGCGUUAGGCGGUGACUCGGUAAUGAUCCCCUGCAGCGGUGGUGUUGGAGUCGGCAGAAGCGGCGAUCGCGUUGCGUGGGCUGCCGGCAUCUGCCGGCGGCGGGCCGCCCGUUUGCAGAUCAGCCGUCGUCCAGGGGCGGGCGGCUGGGGUCUCGAAAUAGCUACACAGGCGGAGGGAGCCGCGAUGUAUUGUAAGGAUGGAUGGGUGUGGAGGGAAGAGAGUGGGGAGAAGGGAAGGGAAGCUGUCACCAGACCGGGUUCGGCGUCGUGGUGGCCGCGCCUCCCCGGCCGUCCCGGGCGCCGCCAGACGACGGCGUAAAAACGUAGGUUGUACCUUUGGCACGAGUAGGUCUUCCUGCGUGUACUUGAUCUGAC